AUGGCGUCUGGAAGCCGAUUCCCACGCCAAUUCGUGGAUGACUGCAAUGAAAACGAUGUCAUCUUUGGACGAGGAAAGGGCUCUUAUAACAAUCCUGGCAACAAGCAUUUGCAGCACAUCAUUCGGCAACAUUUCCCACAAUACGACUUGGCAGAUCUGCAAACCAAGAACAUCCUUGCCCACAAAGUCGUCGAUACAAUGCUCACCAAGAAGCAGCCUUCGAGAUUCCUCAAGGCAGACAAAGACACCAACAGAUGGUAUGCAAUGGCACGAGAAGAAGUUGUCAAAAAGAUCAAACAAGACUUUGCCAACCUGAAAUCAGCGCACAAACGAAAGAUUGAAGAUGACCCAGCAAUGCCAGAGCCACCGAAAAAGCGACAGGCCAAAGAUCCUGGUGUGGCUGUCAGCACAUUGUUAGCGAUUUGCCAUAACGAUGGAAGUGAGGAAGAAGUUCAAAGUGAAAUGUCAUCGAUCAUGGGAGCGGUGAAUCACGUAUUUGUGCACAAUCCAAGAUUGGAUCAUCAGCAGCAAGCAGAACUGGUGUUGAGUAAUGAUGCCGUCAAGGAAGCUAUCGUUUCUAUAUUACAAUGGAAGUCACAACGCCAUGCUGACAUGCAUCCAGAAGGAUUGAAAGAGGACAAGAUCAAUCUACCAAAUACCAUUCCCAAUCAUCCAAAGUCCAAUGGGGCGUUUGGUUCCAACAAAGCGUUCGUCAUGCCCUAUGCUAGGCGGCUACCUAAGAAACCCAUCGCACCAGCGAUCAAGACUGACCCUACUCACAUGGAGAAAGUAUGUGAUAGCGUCGAUUUUGAACCCCGGAUGGACGAUGUGAACAAAAUUUGCCCAAAGCUCAGAGUGAAGGGCGAUCGAACCUAUACGGGGAGUGUUAUGGACACCAACCCACACGGGAUCGGAUUCAUGAAAUUUGACGAUGGGAGAAUAUAUUGUGGAGGAUGGCGAAAGGGAAAGUUGCACGGCAACGCGUGUGUCUUAUACAAGAAUGGUGACAAAUUCCUUGGGGAAUACGUCAAGAACAAGAGAACGGGGGAAGGCGUCUGCUACUACAAUGAUGGAGCAAUCUACCAAGGAGAAUUCAAGAACGAUCGUCUGAAUGGAAAAGGUGCCUAUCGGAGUCGAAGCGGAGACGUUUACGAUGGCGAUUUCGUCAAUGGAAUCUUUGAAGGAGUUGGUGUCCAUCGGAGGGUAGAUGGUACUGAAAGACACGGGCGUUUCUCCAACUGGAAGUUUAUUGCAUCUGCAGACGGAGAAGUGACCUCAUCCGACGGCGAGAAGGAUGAUUCAUCUAUCCAACAUGGCCACGGAAACGAACCAUCUUGCAAUUCAUCAGCUACCAGCAAGGACGAUGACGAAGAAGAAGAUGUCCAUCAAAUCGAAAAUGAUAACGGCGAUGAGGAUGGCAAUGAGAAACCCGAAUCAGAUGAGAAGCCAGUGCCGGAAGAAUCGGCGCCAGCAGACAAAGCCAAUGAAAAUGACUCACAAGAGGAAGGAUCUGAGCAAGGAUCACAAGAGCCCCCCGUGAAAAUGGAGACAGACAAUGAUACUAAUGGCACUGAUGACAAUGGCAAAUCAAAAACUGGCAAGGGCGUAAUACUAUAG
Molecule: messenger RNA, 1617 nt
Organism: Cylindrotheca closterium
Lineage: Eukaryota; Bacillariophyta; Bacillariophyceae; Bacillariales; Bacillariaceae
Source: the annotation of a GenBank genome assembly